AUGUUAAACGGUAUUGAGAAUAGUGAUAGCGAUCAGUUAAAGUCAGGAGCAUUAUUCAGUUGGUCAGCGAGACUGAUUUUGUGCCUGAAGAGGAGGGGAUCGGAGAUGGAUGAUGACAACUAUAACACAAUUGAUCCGAGGGAUUUGUUUGGAGAUGACGACGAUGAUCAGCUGAUGUAUGGCGAUGAUCAGAUGCAAUCGGAUGAACCUGUAGGUGUUAUAAGUGAACUGAAUGCACUGGAUCAGAGACGUCCAAAACGACCGAUCAACGUUGAUGAUUGUGAUGCCUUAGAUUGGCACAUGCGUGUUCCGUGCUCGUUCGAAGAGCUCUACGAGUGUCAUCGAAAAGAGCAAGAGAAUGAGGAGAUUCUCAACCGAAUCACCUCACGCAUUCUUCAGGCUCGUAAACGAAGGCGUAUGAAUGCAAACCUAGAAGCGAAUCAAGAAGAUGAUGAAAAUGAAAAAGAGAAUCACCAAAACAGAGUUGAUGUAAUGCUGUACCCACCAACUGAUGGCUCACCAUGGAUUGGCGUUAGUGCACCGGAUUACGGGCAACGAUAUUACCUACGAUUGCGGAAUGUCUCGUCAUCGUCCUUACUACGACACAGAACAAGCGAUCGUCAUUCGUCAACUGCAUCCACUUCGAAGCAUUCGAAUCCCACUCAGUUGAAUUCACGUCCCAUUGAUGCAAUUCUUGAAUCGGCUCGAUUAGAACUUCAGUCUCGGCUAGAGGCAAAACAAGCUUGUGAUCGAAUGGAAUUUGAACCGUACCCUAUGGAAACCAUCCUGUCAUCACCAAAUUGUGCAGAUUCAGAGCUUUGGGUUGAUAAAUACGCACCCAAAACAUAUGUGGAUUUGAUCAGCGAUGAAGUUGGUUGUUGGCAUUUUACUCAAAUUCAUCGAGAGUAG
Molecule: messenger RNA, 909 nt
Organism: Anisakis simplex (herring worm)
Lineage: Eukaryota; Metazoa; Nematoda; Chromadorea; Rhabditida; Anisakidae
Source: the annotation of a GenBank genome assembly